GUUAGACAAUCGGGUAAAGUUUUGUGUGAACCGUUGAAAGUUAUAAAUAGUAAUGGAGUGAGCCUAAACCCCGGUGCAAACUAGUGCGGGAAAAUGUGUGCCGACCAUCUUUUCUACGUUAGUCGAGCGGAUAUUUUUUCGGUUUACCCCAGGCUUCUGCGAGAGAUUUUGGUCCUCGAGGAGGUUCUUCGGAACCGAAAAGUUGGGGCAUUUGGAUGUACGAUACCGGGGGAAAAAGUUAAACUCCAGCUGCCCAGUGAGUUCGAAUGGCAGUUAAAGCAAUAUUUCCGUUUGCUGGAGCAGCAGAAAAAGAUUAACAAGGCGGCCGAAACCGGAGUAACACACAAAACGUCCUUGGACCUCAAGGAAACCAUCGCCUGGGAAUCGAAGGCGAAAUCGGUGGACGAAAUGUCACCGUUCGCAUCGCCCGCACCGGGAGCCGAUUUGGCGGCCAUCCGACGCAAACGCCGGCGCUGCUACCUGGACGAUCCGAUCGAUUUCUGCAACAUCGACGAGUACAACCAGUGGCGCCUGGAGGACAUUGCCCGGGCUGGAAAGCUGCUCCGGAGGCCACCCCUCGGCGUUACCUUCAACGAUGAGCUGGAAAUGCGGAAAGUCUUCUCCAUGAUAUACGACGUUUUCCGGUUCAAACUUGUUUUACAACAGGCUUUAAAAAACAUUCAUUUCUACGAAAAUCAUCCUCAGCUUAACGGCGAAACUACACGAGUGUGGCUGCUCCUGUACGACAUGUAUCUCAGAAAGUUCCUCAAACGGGAGCCGGAACAGAUCAUCCUUCAGCAGGUUCUUUUUCAAGAUGCGGAACUGUUCGAAAUUGACCAAUGCUUGGAAGUGGACAGUGUAAAAAUCGCUGCUGCAUUGACGCGCAUCAGAAUUCAAAACAGUGCCUAUGAUUUGACCACCCUGCUUCCGGCCCACCUUCAAGACGAUAAAGUAGCGGUAGUAGUUUCGAACCCGAUAGUUACCGGAUGGAUUAAUUUGUUCCGCAUUAAAACAAAACCCCAAGCCGAUCAGCGUCUGCGAUCGCUAGGGUAUGAGUUGAUUGAGCAGCCCAUCAUCUCCAACACCAGUUUGAUGAAUCUGUUUAAUCCGAAGGAACGAAUGUACAUUCCACUGGCCAUGGGCAAAUACAAAUGGGACAAGCUUUGCCCGCAGAUCAUCUACAUCUAUCCGGAAGACAGGAGAAAAUUUGUGCGCUCGGAGUUAAUAGAUCGACACGACAUGAUCAUCCAGGAUCGAUCGUUUCUUAUUGGGCCCUCGAUCUUCGUAAACUUGCUGGAAUCAUACGAACUGUACGGGGAUGUGAUUCAAACGCACAUUUCAUCUCCUCGAUCGACGGCUUACCUGGCCUCGAUGUUGUCCAACAGUAGAAGGUGUCGCAACUUCAUCGCCUUUGGAUGCGGAAGCAAACUGGAAGAAUAUCGCGAAUACAUGAUGGAGUUGGGAGCCAACAACGUAAAGCUGUAUGCCGAGAACUUCGUGGAUAUUCCGCACGGUGCAGGAAUGAUCGAGCGGGCAGUUGGGAUAUUUGCAAAUCCCCCGAACUCCUAUUCAGCCGUUAGUGAUCCUAUAGAUCUUAUUUGCAGUCGGGGUGGAGAUUUAUCAAUGCUUGAAAUUUUAUCUGAAUCCGAAGAAACGGACGCUAGUCGGCAAAGAAUCUGUAAUGUCUUGACAGAACAGCGAGAAACGUUGAAGCACUGUAUGUCCCGACCACAGAUACAGAUUAUUCUCUACCAAACGCACUCAAUUGUAGAAAGCGAAAACGAAGUCAUGGUCCAGAAAGUGAUUGAAUAUACGAACCAAAGAGCCUACGAUAUGCAUUUUCAGGUUCACAAAGAGCGAGAGCUAGCUGCUCAAGCGGAGGCUGCCGGUGCGCAAAUCGUAAACAGACUCAUGAUGGGGAGACAAGACACGACCAAAGCCGAAGUUGCUCCAAGUGAGCAGGAUUCUGAAGUCGACGGCGAAUCAAGAAAACCCUCCGAAGAUGAGAUAGAGAUACCGCCGAGUGAUCAAUUCGAAAUGGCCGAACUCCCUGACUUCUGUCAAAAUAAAGAUAACUGUCUGGAUUUCGUAGAAAACGGUGUCUAUUUGGCUUUGAUCAAACGAAAAGAGGUCAUAAGGCUGGACUCUAAAUAUCUCAUCAAAAUAGCCGAAGUUCGAGGUAUUUUCGGAGACGGAAAUGAAAAAGAAGUACGAACCAAUGUCAAGAUAACUAAACGACAGGAAAAGAAAUCGGAAGAGCAAGAACCGCAGGAGUUCGAGAGUCGCAAGCGUCGUCUUAAACGUCGCGGAAGUAACAUGGACUCGCUAAUCAGCAGACUCAACACACCGACGCAAGCAUCGCUCAAAAGAGGCCACCACCAUCGAAUGUCUUCGGUUGAGCACAAGUUUAUGUUUUUCGACCCGUAUCAGGAAUGGUGCCCCCGAUACGCCGGCGUUAGGAGUGAGAACACCUUCUCCAUCCUGAGCGACGACAAACUAACAAUUCCAUCGGAAGCAGCUUCCAGGGCACGUCUUUGGUGGCGGCAUGCAAUUCAGUACAUCCGCGAGCGAAUUCGAGCCCAAAAGCUUGGAGAAGAAUUCACCCAGCCCUUCGUACUGCAGCGAAACUUUGAACUACCUUCUUGCGUUUGCAACAAAGAGGACGGAAUCAGCAAACGAUUCAGAAGCAGUAACUACAGUAAGCGGGUGCCCUAUCCCCUUCCGGUACGAAUAUUGGAGUUCCGCCAAUACAAUUCGGAGAAUAGUUUGCUGUAUCGCAAGGACCCGGAUGGAAAUCGCGCUCCCCAAGGCUCUCUCGUGAAAUCGUGUCGCCUAAGCCGUCAGAAUGCGGUCACCAGCGGUUAUGGACAUAGAAUGCGGGUUCGAUCAUCGCAUUCCUGCUAAAAGUAGUUCACCGUUCAUUUGAUAUUUUAUGAGUUAGACAGCAAGGAAGUAUUUAUACGAAAAAAGCAUGCAUGAUCCUAAGUAAC
This is a messenger RNA of Uranotaenia lowii, 2990 nucleotides long. RefSeq lists its product as uncharacterized. The coding region runs from base 94 to 2904 and encodes 936 amino acids. The transcript has 6 exons. The record is from RefSeq and is a predicted model, not a curated record. Lineage: Eukaryota; Metazoa; Arthropoda; Insecta; Diptera; Culicidae.